Molecule: messenger RNA, 1176 nt
Organism: Scleropages formosus (Asian bonytongue)
Lineage: Eukaryota; Metazoa; Chordata; Actinopteri; Osteoglossiformes; Osteoglossidae
Exons: 7
Coding region: 1-1176 (391 amino acids)
Biological process (GO): response to bacterium
Source: RefSeq, a predicted model, not a curated record
AUGUUAAUUUCGGAACUGCUUUUUUCAGACAAAUCUUUCACCAAGGAAAUUUUUCAGCCCAACCUGAUGCUGAUGGCACAGCCAGGACAGAAUGUGACCCUGACAUGUAGCAGCCCGAAUGCUGAAUUUCGGUCAAUCGCUUGGUUCAAGCAGAAUGUUGGACAGAAGCCUCAAUUUAUUGUAGGAUCAUUCAGAUACUCCACGGAGUACACAUUCUACAAUGGCUUUAAUGAAACAAAAAGAUUUGUCCUCCAGAAAAAAGGAAACAUAUUUAACCUAUACAUUUCUAAAAUUAAUCCCUUGGAUUCAGCUACAUAUUACUGUGCUUUUGUGUAUUCACUUGAAAUACAAUUCGUUAGAGGAACUUUUUUAAAUAUUGAAGAGCGCAAAUCCACAAGCAGGACUGUGGUGCAGCAGCCUGUGUCAGACCCAGUGCAUCCAGGAGACUCGGUGACUCUGCAGUGUGCAGUAGUCAGUGAGACCUGUGCAGGAGAACAAAGUGUUUACUGGUUCAGACACGGCUCGGGAGAAUCCCUUCCGGGACUCAUUUACACCCAUGGAAACAGGAGCGAUGAGUGUGAGAAGAGCCCUGAGGCUGGGUCUCCUACACACAGCUGUGUCUACAGCCUCCCCAAGAGGAACCUCAGCCGCUCUGAUGCUGGGAUUUAUUACUGUGCUGUGGUCACAUGUGGGGAGAUACUGUUUGGAAAUGGGACGCAGCUGGACAUUGAAGGCCAUGGUGUCUCUCCAGCAUUUAUCGGUAUGGGGAUUGUAUUAACUUUCUCUGCCAUUCUCAACUUUGCUCUUAUUUGCACCAGAAACUACAGAAAAUGUUGUGAGCACUCUACAGAUAAGAAAAAACAUCAUGACGGUUCGGCAGAAGACUUGAAAGCAACUGAAAAGAUCGCAAAUCCACAAGCAGGACUGUGGUUCAGCAGCCUGUGUCAGACACAGUGCGUCCAGGAGACUCGGAGAGAUGAGUGUGAGAAGAGCCCUGAGGCUGGGUCUCCUACACACAGCUGUGUCUACAGCCUCCCCAAGAGGAACCUCAGCCGCUCUGAUGCUGGGAUUUAUUACUGUGCUGUGGUCACAUGUGAGGACAUUCUGUUUGGAAAUGGGACGCAGCUGGACAUUGAAGUUAGUGUCAUCGGUAUUCAGGAAAAACAGAAAAUGUAA